Molecule: messenger RNA, 1077 nt
Organism: Clunio marinus
Lineage: Eukaryota; Metazoa; Arthropoda; Insecta; Diptera; Chironomidae
Source: the annotation of a GenBank genome assembly
AUGUUCAGACUUUGUUCAUUUUUAACUGUGAAGCAAAUCAAACUUAAAAAAAUUGCAGAAGGAAAUCAAGGAGCAAAAAUAUAUUGGUCGUCAGUUACUUACACCUCUAAUCCAACUUACUUCUCGGAUUUUAGUGUGAUCAUAUUUAACGACACAGAUGGUGAAACAAAAUCAAAUGCGACUUUAACUCAAAUAGAGGACAUGGAAAAAUUUAUAAUCACAAUUAAUUCAAGGAAAGACAUGAAAGAUUUUAAUCGCGAACUCUUAAGAAUUAAUGCAGAUACAUGCAAAUUAUUCAAAGGCACAUUCAAAAAUGCUAUCGUACGAAACGUUUUCAGAGAUAUUAGAGAGGUUUCCAACUUAAAAUUUUCAUGUCCUCAGCCAAAAGGUGAAUUCUACAUCAGUGAACUUAUAUUGCCUGGUUCCAUACCGUUUAUAGAUAAAUUUCUAUUGAACGCUUCUAAUGGAAACUUUGAAUUCACUUUGCUUAUUCGAGCAAAACCAUUCAACAAGAAAAUAGCCGAUGGUGUUUCUGUAAAAGCUUAUGGAGUUUAUGAAGGAAAUCCAGAACGAAAAAUAUAUUGGUCGUCAGUUACUUACACCUCUAACCCAAUGUACGUUUCGGGUUUUGGUGUGAUCAUAUUUAACGACACAGAUGGUGACACGAAAUCAAAUGCGACUUUAACUCAAUUAGAGGACAUGGAAAAGUUAUUAAUUACAAUUGUACUUAUACAAAACUCCAAGAAAGGCAUGAAAGAUUUUAAUCGUGAAUUAUUAAGAAUUAAUGCAGAUACGUGCAAUCAAUUCAAAGGCACAUUCAAAAAUGCUAUUGUACGCAACAUUUUCAGAGAUAUUAGAGAAGUUUCCAACAUAAAAUUUUCAUGUCCUCAGCCAAAAGGUAUAUUUUAUAUCAGAGAACUUGUAUUGCCUGGUUCUAUACCGUUUAUGGAUAAAUUUAUAAAGUACGCUUUAGAAGGAGACUUCGAAAUGACUGUGCUGAUUCGAGCAAAACCAUUUAAAAAAAAAUUAACCAACGGUGUUUCUGUGAAAGCUUAUGGAGUUUUUACAUAUGAAUGA